AUGCCUCACGCCGAUUCCUCCUAUUUCUGGGGCAAGACCAAAGCCGAGGUCUAUUCACAACUCCUGGACCAAGCUAAAGGUCUUCUCGACGGCCAACGCAAUUGGGUAAGUGUCAACCUGUCCAACAUCUCUUCCCUUCUCUGGCACGCCUACGCCGCUCUUCCGUCCCCAUCUUCGGCCGUCAACUGGACCGGUUUCUACAUUCGUGAUGACAAGUUCCCCGCCCUCGCCUCGCCCGUCUCCUCGCCUCCGCUGCCCGGCGCACCAGGAUUCGGUGGUGUAACCAUCUCAACGACUUACGCCCACCCCGAAGAUCAAAUCUUGUUGCUGGGUCCCUUCCACGGCAAGCCCGCCUGCCAGCAGAUUCGCUUCGGAAAGGGGGUCUGUGGUACCGCUGCGGCCAACCAGAAGACGGUCAUUGUCCCUGAUGUGAUGAAAUUCCCGGGUCAUAUUGCCUGUGAUGCCGAUAGUCGGAGUGAAAUUGUGGUCCCCAUCAUCAUCCGUGGAGAGACCGUUGCCAUCAUCGAUAUCGAUUGCACACUCCCAUCAGGCUUUGAUGAGGAAGACCAGCAAUAUCUGGAGCAACUCGCCGAGCUCCUUGCCGAGAGCUGUGACUGGUGA
Molecule: messenger RNA, 621 nt
Organism: Penicillium diatomitis
Lineage: Eukaryota; Fungi; Ascomycota; Eurotiomycetes; Eurotiales; Aspergillaceae
Product: GAF domain-containing protein
Exons: 4
Coding region: 1-621 (206 amino acids)
Cellular component (GO): cytosol
Molecular function (GO): L-methionine (R)-S-oxide reductase activity; protein binding
Source: RefSeq, a predicted model, not a curated record